GGCGCAUUGACGUAACCUUCAUUUUGAUGACUAUUCUGUUGUUGCCAGUUAUUGCUGAUUAAUAAUUGUUUAUAAUUAUUCAUUCAGUUAUAAAAAUUUUUUCAACAAAAUGUCCAAACGUAAAUAUAAUGAAUACGACGAUUCGGAUGUAACAAAUUUUGGAGUGAAACUAGAUAUAGAUGAUGCAAAAGCUGCUUUCAAAAAUUCAUUGGAUUCUGAUGAAUCAGAUGAUGAAGAAGCAGAAGAACGAUACAAUGUUAUGACAGAAAGGGAUAUGAAUACUUUUAUAAAUACAAAAGGAGGAAAAGGUGAAGAAAGGUUAAGACAUUACAAUAUUCAACAUCCUAAAGAUGAAGCAUCAGCAUCAGAAACAAAUACAGGAUUUACUGCAUUUAAUAUGAAAGAUGAAAUUGAAGAAGGACACUUUGAUGCUAAUGGUCACUUUCUUUGGAAAAAAGAUAAAGAAAUACGUGAUAAUUGGCUUGAUAAUAUUGAUUGGUUAAAGGUAGAACCUAGUAAAGAUGGUAGUAAAUUAAAUAAAAAGGAUGACUCUGAAGAUAGUGAUGAAGGUGACAGCUUAAUGUUCAAUCCAAUACCAUUAUAUCAUCAAAUUUUAGAAUAUCUACAACCAGGAGAAACUAUUUCGAAAGCUAUACAAAGAAUAGGUGGAAAGUUGAACAAGCUAACAACAGCUCAAAGGUGGAAGAGGAAAAAAGAUCCAGAAGCUGCAAAAGAGGAUGAAGAAACCUCAAAAAAAAUAACACGCUUGACAGAACUUGCUAAUGAAUUGCUAACUCGUACUGGAAAUAUGGAUAUCUAUCAAGAAAGUUAUGAACAAAUAAAGAAAAAAGUAACUGCUGCAGAUAAACAGAAAAAGGAUGCAGAACUGGAUAUGUAUGCAGAUGAUUUUGAUGUAAAAGAAAAAGAAAAAAUGGAAGAUGUAGAUAAAAAUACAGAUGCAUCAACGUCUCAAGAGAUCAAUGACUCUUCCAUAGACUCAGAAGUGAAAUGGGAAUUGAAAUGGUCACAAGAAGAAGGUGCUAAAAUCCAUGGACCUCAUACAAGUCAACAAAUGUAUGCAUGGGCAAAUGAAGGUUUUUUCAAAAAGGGUGCAUGGGUACGAAGGAUUGGAACACAAGGAGAAUUUCAUAAUGCGACUCGUAUUGACUUUGAAUUGUACAUAUAAUUUUCAUAAUAGCUAAUUAAUAUAUAUCAUUGUAUUUAAUGUAGCCGACGUUGAUACAGCUCAUUGUACAUACAAACUUGAACUUUCUGAGGGAUUCUUUUUUAUUGCAUUCGUAUCAUAAAUACUGACUAUAAGUAUAUCAAUACUUUAAUAAAUUAACUUUUUUAUAACUGUACAAACUUUACAGGAAUUAUUUUAAACUUAUAUUGUCAUAUGUUCAACGUCUUCGUCUUAUUUUUUUUCUUUUAUUAUUAAAUGCAUUUUUCAAUGAAAUUUUUUCGAGAUCAAGAUUAUUGGCAAAAUCAAGUAAACUUCUACCACCAUUUCCGAUUUUCGACCAUUCGUUUGCAAAAUUAUCAUGAUUGUUGUGAUCCCAUAUUGUUGGUGCAGAGUAAUCUGUAACAAAUUAUAAUUAAAUUGUAGUUAAGUUAGCAUUUAAUAAUGAUUGUAUCCAGAAAAUAGUACACUAAUAUCGUCUAAGAGAACUCUGGUAUAAAAGAAUUUUCGUGAUUCAAAUACUGUAAAAAUGAAGUAUGAAAGAAUAAAUUAUCUGCAAUUUCUU
Messenger RNA from Phymastichus coffea, 1748 nucleotides. It is a transcript of the gene holn1, whose product is annotated as CD2 antigen cytoplasmic tail-binding protein 2 homolog. Gene Ontology annotation, molecular function: protein binding. Gene Ontology annotation, cellular component: U5 snRNP. Bases 110 to 1186 code for a protein of 358 amino acids. Lineage: Eukaryota; Metazoa; Arthropoda; Insecta; Hymenoptera; Eulophidae. The transcript is spliced from 6 exons. The record is from RefSeq and is a predicted model, not a curated record.